Haliaeetus leucocephalus (bald eagle) is the source of this 2493-nucleotide messenger RNA. RefSeq names its product F-box and leucine-rich repeat protein 18 (gene FBXL18). The record is from RefSeq and is a predicted model, not a curated record. Gene Ontology annotation, molecular function: protein binding. Gene Ontology annotation, biological process: SCF-dependent proteasomal ubiquitin-dependent protein catabolic process. Bases 61 to 2196 code for a protein of 711 amino acids. Lineage: Eukaryota; Metazoa; Chordata; Aves; Accipitriformes; Accipitridae. Gene Ontology annotation, cellular component: SCF ubiquitin ligase complex. The transcript has 5 exons.
UUGAGCGGUGCCCGGGGGAGGCGGCGGCGGCGACGGCGGCGGGACCGCGCGGCCGCCGCCAUGUUCCGCUGUGGAGAGGAGAUCAUAAGUGGGGAGAGCGAGGAGGAAACUAAUGGUGUCAACUUGAUGGAGUUCUCAGAUGAGAUCCUUUUGCACAUCCUCAGCUACGUCCCUUGCACAGACCUUGUCCUGAACGUCAGGAGAACCUGCAGGAAACUCGCAACGCUUUGCCUUGACAAAAGUCUAACCCAUACAGUUAUACUUCAGAAAGACUAUAAGGUAAACAAAGACAAAGUGAAGCAACUGAUGAGGGAUAUCGGAAAAGAGAUUUACCAGCUGAACAUGGCUGGUUGCUAUUGGCUGCCCAGCUCCACUAUUGAUCAUGUAACACGGUGCAAGAACCUGGUAAAACUGAACUUGUCUGGGUGCCAUGUCACCUCUCUCCGUCUCUCAAAGAUGCUGUCCACGCUCCAGCACCUGCGCUCCCUGGCGAUAGAUGUAAAUCCGGGUUUUGAUGCCAGUCAGCUAAGCAGUGAGUGUAAAGCCACUCUUAGCCGUGUCUUGGAAUUGAAGCAAACUCUUUACACGCCGUCGUAUGGUGUCGUUCCAUGCUGCACUAGCCUUGAGAAACUGCUGCUUUAUUUUGAGAUCCUUGAUCGCUCACGAGAAGGUUUUAUGCUCUCUGGGCAGCUAAUGGUAGGUGAGAGCAAUGUGCCCCAUUACCAGAACCUCCGUGUCUUCUAUGCCAGGCUGGCUCCUGGCUACGUUAAUCAGGAGGUGGUGAGGCUGUACUUGGCGGUGCUAAGUGAUAGGACACCUGAGAACCUUCACGCCUUCCUUAUUUCUGCCCCCGGUAGCUUUGCAGAGACGGGAGCCACUAAAAACCUCCUGGACUCUAUGGCUCGAAAUGUACGUCUGGAUGCUUUACAAUUGCCCAAAGCCUGGAUUAAUGGCUCUGGGCUCCUGCAACACUUGAAGUUCAACAACCCUUUCUACUUCAGCUUUAGCCGAUGCACCUUAUCUGGUGGUCACCUGAUCCAGAGGGUUAUUAAUGGUGGGAAGGAUCUUAAAAGCUUGACCAGUUUGAAUCUCAGUGGCUGCGUUCACUGUCUGGCUCCGGAGUCCUUGUUUCGAAAAGCGGAAGAUGACAUUGACAGUAGCAUUCUGGAAAGCCUGGUAGUGUCUUGCUGCAACCUGAGACACCUCAACCUCUCUGCAGCUCACCAUCACAGCUCAGAAAGCAUAGGGAAUCACUUGUGCCAGCUUCUGUCCAGGCUAAAGCACCUGCUCUCAUUAGCGUUACCGGUUUGCUCCAUCACAGAUGUUGCUGCAAAUGUGGAAAAGCCUCCCACGGCAUCUAAUUUGGUGCCCCAAACAUUUGGAAGGAAAGUUCGGAUUGGGAUACAGACUUAUCCAAGGAACUUAGCAGACCAGGCAAAUCAGAAGAUAGAGUCUUCAGUAUUCUGGGCUCUGAUGGGAAGCCUCCGAUUUUUGGAAACCUUGGAAAUAAUUGGGUCCAGUUUUUCCUCUGCCAUGCCCCGCAACGAGCCAGCAAUUCGGAACUCGUUGCCUCCUUGUGUCCGGGCACAAAGCGUGGGGGAUUCAGAGGUGGCUGCCAUUAGCCAAUUGACUUACUUGCAGAGCCUCACCUUAGCACAACUGCCAAAUAUUCUUACUGGCUCUGGGCUUAUUAACAUUGGAUUGCAGUGCCAGCAUUUACGGACUCUUUCGUUGGCCAACCUGGGCAUGAUGGGGAAGAUGGUCUAUAUGUCUGCUCUCAUGGACAUGCUGAAACACUGCAAGUGUUUGAGAGAUCUCAGGCUGGAACAGCCAUACUUCUGUGCCGGCGCCCAGUUCUUCCAGGCACUGAGUCAUUGCUCCUCUCUCCAGCGGCUUUGCAUCGUCUCCCGGAGUGGGACUCUGCAGUCUGACGCAGUGAUGUCAUUCAUGGCCAACUGCCUUGAGGUCAUCAUGUGCCACAUGUUUAUGGGAGAAUCUCUUACCGUUUGCAAAAAUCUCCAGCAAUCUAUUGUCCGGAGCUUCCAGGCGGACCGCCCUGCAUUAAAUGUCGUCAUUUUCCCUCUGCUUCAUGAGGACUUGACAGAGGUCAUCAGAGAUGUCCCCAUGCGGCACUUGGAUGAAAUUACCUUGUUUAAAAGCAGAGUGGCCGAGGAACCUCCCAACUUGUGGUGGUGACUGUCACAGCAUGGAAGGACAGUCAGCAUGAGCACACAAAUAGCUUCUUGUUGGCCUGGAUUCCCCAUCUUCAGCUCCUGGCCGCCUCACUGGAUGCUGUACAAUCAUUUUAAAUAGGUGCAAUUGCAAAUUAAAAACAGCUGGUCCUUUGCAGUGGGGAAACAUCUAUUGGAUAUUGCUUGCAUCUGAAAAUCCUGUCUCAAAGGCUUCUGGAAUCUGAUGAGUAUUUCCUUGUGGUUAAUAUGAAUUGUUUUGUUAUUUUACUGAAGUUAACGGUAAGAGAAACUGACUUAACGA